Westerdykella ornata is the source of this 1729-nucleotide messenger RNA. RefSeq lists its product as uncharacterized. Gene Ontology annotation, cellular component: i-AAA complex. The transcript is spliced from 5 exons. Gene Ontology annotation, molecular function: misfolded protein binding. Bases 101 to 1381 code for a protein of 426 amino acids. Gene Ontology annotation, biological process: protein quality control for misfolded or incompletely synthesized proteins. The record is from RefSeq and is a predicted model, not a curated record. Lineage: Eukaryota; Fungi; Ascomycota; Dothideomycetes; Pleosporales; Sporormiaceae.
CUUCGACAUCGACGAACUUUCAACGACCAUCAUUUUCAGUGACAACCAGCUUCAACUAAGCUUGCACCACAAGCUGUGAGCUCAAUUGAGCUCCUCCGCCAUGUUUUCCCGAGCUCUGCCCCGCGCUGUACCUAGAGCCGGGCGUUUUGCGCAAUGCGAAGCUCGCCCUCAAGCUCUCUCAAAGCUCCCCCAGCGGACAUGGGCACCCCUCCAGCAGCAAUCUGGACGACGGCAGCGGUCCUCAUUUGUUGCAGGAAUGAAGGAGAACUACAAUAGGAACCCUAUCUUGUUUCCGUUUGCCAUGGGCUGCAUCCUCCUCCUCACCGGCUUCGCCGUCACUUACCUCCCCUGGUACUACCAGAAUGUCAUCAUCGCCCCAUACCACAAUUUCCCUGAGCCCGUCGCAAAAAAGCUCCGCCGAGCAAUCUACUACAGCAAAGGCAAGAACAUCGACCUUCGCGAAGCGAACAAGUACUUCCGCCAAGCACUACAGAUCGCCAACGAGAUGGGCAUUGAUCCCUUCAGCCCGGAAAUCCUCGGUGUGAAGUACGCCAUCAGUCAACUGUUCGAGCAGGCGGGGCAUUAUCCUCUGGCGUGCGAUGUGUUGGAGAUUAUGCGCGUGGAUUGUCAGCGGUGGAUGGAUGAGUACAGUGAUAGGCACUGGACGGAUGGGGAUCGGUCGAGGGUGUUGAAGGUCAUUGUGCAGCUUAACGUGAAGCUGGGGGAGCUCUACACUUCAAAAUACAUGAACCAACCCGAGGACGCGGAAAAGAGGCUAGUGGAUGCGGUGGAAAUCGCAUUAAAGGAGCGCGCCAGGCGCGAGAAGGAUGGCGUCAAGGAAGGCGAGGGCGAGUUCUUGACUGAUGAGGAGCUCGGUGGCGCAUUAGAAUCCUUAGGACACCACUACGAGCGAAACGAUAAACAUUACCUAGCCACACCGCUCUUCCUGCAAGCAUUAUCCUACUGUCCACAAAAAUCCUGCCACAGCGUCGUAUUAAUGAACAACAUAUCCACCUGCCUUGCUCAACAAACACCUCCACCCCCUUCCACUUCGCCCCCAACCAAAUCUUCCUUCCCUACCACUAAACCGCCGUCGCGUGCCGAGCUAGUCGAUCAAGCAAGACAGUGGGCCAACAAAGCGAUAGAGCACGCAGCGACGAUUGCACCUCCGGAGCGGACGGAGGAGUGCGACGUCGGAUGUGCGGUGGCGACGCAUAAUCUAGGCGAGUUUUUCGAGAUGGAAGGGAGGUGGAAGGAGGCGAGGUUGAAGUAUGAGGAGGCGGAUAGUGUGGCCAAGGUGGUGGGGUUUGAGGAAGGGAGGGAGAGGGCGAAGGAGGGGAUUAGGAGGUUGGAGGGGAAGGAGAGGGAGGGGAAGAAGUAGACGGGUGGGAGAUUGAUGAUGUUGUAUUGCCGAAGAUCUAAACAGGUAAUCGAUGGGCUUGACGCAAAAUGCGAUGAUUUUAUUCCCGAUGAUCAUCAUCAUCGGCGCUCCUUUCAUCGCUCCAAAUAUCAUGGUUUGAAAAGCUUAUUUGAUCCAAGAAGCUGUAUUUGACCACCUGGGCAACAUUGAAGCAGGGUAUCACAUGUCGCCUCCACGCUCACAUAUAUAAACCACCUCCAUCGUACCACCGACCGUUCCUCCUUCCUCUUCACGCUCUCCAAAACUUGCCUCGUUAGAUCAAAAAAAAACUUCAGAAAGCUGGCAUGGUCAGGCCAAGGAAACCUGGGG